Molecule: messenger RNA, 1802 nt
Organism: Exaiptasia diaphana
Lineage: Eukaryota; Metazoa; Cnidaria; Anthozoa; Actiniaria; Aiptasiidae
Product: cannabinoid receptor 1-like
Exons: 1
Coding region: 182-1255 (357 amino acids)
Biological process (GO): G protein-coupled receptor signaling pathway
Cellular component (GO): membrane
Molecular function (GO): G protein-coupled receptor activity
Source: RefSeq, a predicted model, not a curated record
UUUUAAAAGUGUAAUUCAGAAUGUUAUCAGAAUGUUCACUUUCGAAGCAUGAUGUAUAAUUACAAGGUACACAUAUUUAGUUAACAAAAAAUAACUAGCUAGAGAUACAUCUAAACCUCUUAACACACAGGUAUUUACAGUUCCAUAGUAUUCCCAAGUCUUCAUCAACAUAGAGAAGAAUAUGCUUCUUUUCAAUGACACCCUGGGAAUGAAUGUUAGCGAAACGACUUCAUUGUCAGCGCGUGAUCAGUUUGGCCUUCCYCUUUCUCAUGGAGCGACAAUUGUAGCUAUUAAUUUUCUUCUUUCCAUUACUGGGACAUUUGGGAACUUCCUGAUAAUUUUGGCUGUGUUCAAAACACCUCAGCUUCGUCAAAGACCAUCCAACCGUCUUCUCUUGAGCUUGGCAGUAGCAGAUUUAGUAGUGACCAUGGUAGUACAACCGUURUUCGCUACAGCAACAGCUCUGAAAACGUUUAAAUACAAGUGCAAUUCAUCUCUGGAAUCUGUCCAUCGCGUAGCAUCUCCAUUUUCUUGUAGUAGUUCGGCUUUUCAUCUUGCAGCCAUCAGCAUUGACCGAUUGAUUUCAGUGGUUAAACCUCAUCGUCACCGCGAAAUCAUGAAGAAAUGGUCCAAGRUAAUGUUGGCCAUUUGUUGGGGAAUAGCUAUCAUACUUGGCAGUUUACUCGACAUAUUCCCAGUAGCGAACUUUGUAGGUGUWGUCCUCAUCAUCCUAUGUGAAGUUGUAAUGAUUUCCUCCUACGGGAUGAUUCUUUACAAGAUCAAACGCUCCCAUAAAAUGGUAGUGACCGCAUCUUCGUCCACAGCAAGUGAAAGAGCCAUUGAGAAUCGAUUGUCUGGGACGAUUGCAAUCGUCAUCUUGUUGUUUGCAGCUUGCUGGUUUCCUCUUGUUGGGUACAGCUUCUCCCAUCCCGUGGAAGAUUUCGUCUGUGCAUUUGAUAUGAAACUCAACUGGGUCACAACUGUGCUGCUUGCCAACUCCUCGAUGAAUUUCAUUGUGUACAGUUUACGAAUCCGCCUAUUUCGAACAGCAUACAUAAGAAUCAUUCGUAGCAUGCUACAGUCAUUUGUACAGGUUGUGGGAAAAUGUCGCAGCAAACGUCCGUUGCACCAAAAUACUCCAUAUCAUAAAAGUCCUGGGCAACAAAAUAUGGAUACAGUACCAACUGCUGAUGAACCAAGAGUGCCGAAUGAAGUGGAAGACGCGAAUGAAAUGAUUCAAAUUCAAAGCAACUGAUCAGUGAAACAGUCAAGCCAUGUUGUGAAUUGCUUCUUGCUGGUUCCUUCUCGUGUAGUUCAGCUACGUGCAUUCUGAACCUUGUUCUCUAUCCAUUUGAUAAGAAGCCAAAUUGAGGCGCAAUUUCGCUUAAUGUCAACUCGUCGUUAUGAAUUUCAUUGUGUACAGUGUAAUGUUCCGUAAUUUCGAUAAUAUUGUAAGACAUUAAUUCAACACUUAACCUAAUUUUUUUUUUAAGAAAGAAAAAAGAUAAAAAUAUAUUGUUCACGAAUAGCGUCUCUGUUUUGUUGGUCUCUUGUCCAACCAGGUCUUCAUCUAUAAAGUUUUUGUAAAUUAGUUAUUUUUUGGGGGGGAUGGGUAUGGUCUAAAUAAAAAAAAAUGAAAUAAAAUAAAUUUAUGUAAACAACGAAAAGACGACCAACAAAAGAUUACUACAAAUGUUAAACAAUUAUAUUAUUUGCCAAAAUUUAAAGAGAGGUGCUCUAUUACUGUGCAGCAAAAGAAAGCGUUUUUCUUUAAUUUUACAAGCUACCGCUCGACUAGUUAA